AUGAGGUUUCACAGACGAUGUGGUGACAGAGUCACCCUACUCCAUGACAAUACAACUGCUGUAAGGAAUUUUGUAGAAUUUAAUCAUGGUCUCAUUCUAAGUGCAGAACCCAUUUUAGAUGAUGUUUUGUUUGAAGUUUGCAUCGAUAGAAAGGUUAAUGUUUGGAAUGGAAGUCUCGAGAUUGGAGUUACCACCUUGGACCCUGAGUUUAUGGAACUACCUGCUACUGCUACUAAACUUCGCAAUACCGCAUGGAUUAUGUCCGGAAGCUCAAUCGUCAAAGAUGGCAUAACUUUGGUAAAUUCAUAUGGUCCAGAAUUGGACACACUUAGAGAAGGAGAUACUCUUGGUGUUAUGAGAUCUAAUAAGGGGGAGCUGUUUUUUUAUAUAAAUGGUAGAUGCUUAGGUGUGGCUGCUUGUGAUCUACCCCCAAGAUUGUUUGCUGUCAUUGAUUUGUAUGGACAGUGUGUGCAAGUAUCAAUAAUACACACAACUGGUAUGAGAACAAUAAUGGAGAGUAGUAUGGAUCAGAUUGAGGAAGAUCCAAAUAAUGAUGAUACAUUAACACCUACUGAAGAAGUCAGUGCUGUACCAGAAUCAUCAGCAUCCAAGGAGCAACAGGAGGUCUAUAUAUCAAUGCCUGAUUCAUCAUCCACUUUAGCUUCUCAUGAUCGUCUACGUUUUCAUCCUAGAUGUGGAAUACUAGUCAAACUUUCUUCCAAUAACAAGACUGCUGAGAGAGCUCGACCAUUAGACGAUUACAACAACGGCGUUGUUAUGACACACAGACCGCUAUACGACAACGAGCUUUUUGAAAUACGUAUAGACAGACUGGUGGACAAGUGGAGUGGCAGUAUAGAGGUCGGCGUGACAACCCACAACCCGGCAACCAUUCGCUUCCCAUCAACUAUGACGAACAUCGACACUGGUACCAUCAUGAUGUCGGGUUGCAAGGUGUUGCUCAAUGGACAUGGAACGUGUAUGGAAUAUGGAAACUUCAAUCUUGAUGAACUUCGGGAAGGUGACACAGUGGGUAUGCUGAGGAAGUCCACAGGCAAACUGCACUACUUCAUUAAUGGUGUAGACCAAGGUGUAGCGACCGACAAAGUGGAACAGCAAGUAUGGGGCGUCGUUGACUUGUAUGGCAUGACCGUCAAGGUAUCUAUAGUGGAUCCUUGUGAGGAUAUCGAUAGUAACAUCAACAACAUGCCCACUGUAUCGACUGUACCCGAUCUUCCUGCUCCUAGUAGAUUCAGACCGAGGAUAGAUGAAGAUAGCCUUUUAUUUCAUACGCUGCGUGAUUCGUAUGUUAUUAUUAUUAACGAUGGUAAGACUGCUCAUAGGCCUAAUGCUUUCGAAUACUUCAACAACGGCGUAGUGAUGACGAACAGAUCGCUACGUACCAACGAGUUGUUCCAAGUGCGACUCGAUCUGGUAGUGCCCAAAUGGGCUGGAAGCAUUGAGAUAGGAGUCACGCAGCACACUUCCAAUGAUAUUAAAAUUCCAUUUAAAAUGAGCAAUGCCAAAUCAGGCACUUGGGUCAUGUCCGGUGAAGACGUUAUACAGGACGCGAUGAUUAUUAUACCAAAAUAUGUCAGAAAUCUGAAUAGAUUAGUGGAAGGGGACACUGUAGGUGUUAUGCGAAAAGAUAUGGGCAUUCUACAUUUUUUUGUGAAUGGAGUCGAUCAAGGACCCGCUGCUUUUAAUAUUCCAGAACAUGUUUUUGGGAUCAUUGAUUUAUACGGUCGUGUAGCUCAGGCUACAAUAGUGGACUGUUAUUCACCACCGACGACCUACUCUCCCGACUCUCCUAUUUCAACGGAAUCCAAUGCUACAAUUUAUCCUGAGAUGUGUUUCCAUCGUGUGCACGGUCGCAAUGCUCGUCUAAGUCGUAGUCGGCUGACCGCAUCCAGGGCGGCGGUGUAUUCGGAGUUCAACGACGCGGUGCUGUUCAGUUCUCGGCCGCUGAGAGAGUGCGACAUGUUCGAACUCAGGAUCGACUCGAUGGUGGACUGCUGGAUCGGCAGUUUGGAGAUAGGCGUAACAGCAAUCCGGCCGGACGAUCUAGAAGCAAAUGGUUUAGCUGGUACAGCGACAGAUCUUAACUGGGAUACGUAUAUACUGAGCGGUGCUGCUAUGAUGAAGGACGGGGAGUGUGUUCGUAGCGGAUAUCCUCUUGAUUUGGAUACAUUGACUGUAGGUAGUAGAGUUGGUAUGAUGUGGCAUGCGGACCGCAGUCUGCACUACUACUUGGACGGUAUGGACAUGGGCAAGGCUUGGUACGUGCCACAUCUCAAUAUAUACGCCGUGGUAGAUCUGUAUGGCCAAUGUACUCAGGUGACUAUUCUACAAAAUGAAGAAAGAGCGUUCAAUUAUAACGGCUGUACAAAUUCUGACAAUUCAAUAUUGAGCAACUCAAGAGCAAUAACUUCACCGCCUCCUCCUUACUGGAGCUUCUCUGAAUACUACGGUGACAAUAUCUGCAUGUUGAAUGAUUUCUCAAUCGCGUGGCGUCACUUGCCUGAUCCCAUGGCGGCGAUAGUGUUCAGCUCCGCACAUCUGGCUAUUGGCGAGAUGUUUGAGAUAAAAAUCGUGGAGUGCAAGUACGGCUUCGCUGGCAGCUUCCGUAUGGGUGUAACUGAUAUCAACAUAUUGAACGCUCACGUCAACAGCAGUCUACCGCCAUCUGUCGCAUGUUUACCACACUACACGGCCUAUAUCGAUGGCAGGUAUAUAAGAUAUUCGAGACCGGGUAGCCGUCAGCAAGAUCUGAAAGUGAUGGUGCCUUCGUUCGAAUGGCUAAGACCGGGGGAUCGUAUUGGACUCAAAAAGACCACUGACAAUAGAGUUCUCAUUUACUACAACUGUGAACUGUUAGAUGUGACUUUCGAGAAAGUCCCCGACAAAGUAUACGUGGUUAUGGAAAUCUACGGAUCGGUGUAUAAGAUACAAGCGGUGACGAGAGGGAAUCCUGUAGCUGUUCUACCUCAGACAAUCCCGAACGAUGUAUGCCAGAAACCAGAACCAGAGAAGUUAGAACAGACAUCGAAUUCAGAAUUAGAUAUGAAUAGUGCGGUGACCGUCGGACCGGUUGAGAGACGACGUAGAGCAGCACUACCAUACACCUUCCACUAUGUACACGGACGGAAUAUAAAGCUAUGUAGUUCAGAUACGGUUGCUAUGCGUGUAUCAGGCUACCAGGACGCUGUCGCCAUCGUCAGCCAGCCGCUGAGACGUGGUCAUAGAUUCAGGUUCCGUGUUGACAAGAUCGACUCCAGCUGGGACGGCAGCCUGGCCAUCGGUGGAGUGGCGUGUCUCCCGGACGGCGUGCCCGAGAGCGCUAUGAGGCUCGACCCGCCCGUCUGGCUACUCUCCAGUGAUUUACACUACGAUGGAAAUAAUCUUAUAACCCAUACAACGUCCGAGCUAGAAGAUAUAUGCGAACAGUCAGUGUUGACGCUCCACUUCCGUUUCAAUAGCGAGCUUGUGGUUGACAUCGACGGCGUAGUCUUAGGAGUGGUCGGCUCAGUACCUAGGACGCAUAGUCACGUCUACCCACUCAUAGAUUUAUAUGGAAAGGUUUGUCAGGUAUCUGUGCUUUUACACCCGUACACCGUGGUAUCUGGGACUUCCCUUGAUUUGCCUGUGAUAGCGGAAAAUCGUAGAGAAGAAGAAUCUUUGGCUGAAUUGAAUCUGGAAACCUCACAAGACGACAGCGUUCCUAUUAUUGAACGAGUGGAUUUACAACGUCGUCGAAAAACUAAAGCAUACAGCCAAGAUAACCUUGUCGAAGUAUUUGAUCCAAUUAACGUUGAGCCCGGGCCGUCUCACCCAAGACCUGUUCCCGACAAUGAAAUGAAAAAUAAAGAAAUUAAAAGUAUUACUCCUGUUCGUACCAUGCAUCACAGUCUUAUCCUCAAUCAUUCCAAUGACAGCAAGGAUUUGUCAUUUCGAACCGUACAGAGAAGUCAUUCUAGUCACGACUUUUGUCGCAUGUCUGAUUCAAUGGACGUUAGGGAUGCUCUCCGGCUUACAUUCAUCACAGGCUGCCAGGAUGACGAUCAUGAAUUACAUGACCAGUUCUGUGACACUAACAUAAGACACAAUGAUCGCUAUCCAGAAGCAAAUGAUGUUGAUAAUCUAGAUAAUGAAAUUAUGGAUGCAUUGACAUUGGAAACGGGCAACUUGCCAGAUUUAACCGAAGAGCAAUCAUCAUCGAUAGACGAAUCCACUCGCCGCGAUGAUCUAUAUUCGGAGCCAUUGUCUAUUGAGAAUUUAAACUAUUUGAAUCGUAUAUUAUGUUUGGAUCAGGACGGUUUCGAGGGUCAGAGUCUGGAGAGCGAAUGGGAAGCAUUUGGUGAGGGUUGUGAGCAUCUACAUUUAGUGUUGAAGUACUGGAAUUACCUCGUUUUACCUUAUCCGGAACUGCGUCAAGCGGUCUCUUGGGGUCAAGUCCGAUGUUAUUGCAGCAACUGCCAGCCUGAUGCCCAGCCUCCACUAGCUGGUUGGGUUCGUAUAGAGCGUAUAGACGGUGUUGGUGCGGCCACACGAGGCUGGUGGCACGUGACUCGAAGCACGCUCGGCGCGGCUCAAGCUCACCGCAAUGACGUCCACCCGGCUAAGAGACCGCGAGCACUCGCUCCAGCACCGACCAGCGGAUCACUUGGUGACAUAUGGCUGGAUGAAGAAGGGAAACCUCAUCAUACGAUAUUGGCUAUAGAAAUAGACAUCGAAGGAAAUGAAGCUGAGAAAGAUCGACUUUUAGCUUUCUUAAUCCACAUGAAGUCACAUGCAGUUUUCGUCGAUGAUAAUCCUUCUAGUAUAGAUGAGUAA
This is a messenger RNA of Danaus chrysippus (African queen), 4833 nucleotides long. The record is from the annotation of a GenBank genome assembly. Lineage: Eukaryota; Metazoa; Arthropoda; Insecta; Lepidoptera; Nymphalidae.